This is a messenger RNA of Mesitornis unicolor (brown roatelo), 2188 nucleotides long. It is a transcript of the gene KBTBD3, whose product is annotated as kelch repeat and BTB (POZ) domain containing 3. Gene Ontology annotation, molecular function: protein binding. The transcript is spliced from 3 exons. Lineage: Eukaryota; Metazoa; Chordata; Aves; Mesitornithiformes; Mesitornithidae. Bases 101 to 1945 code for a protein of 614 amino acids. The record is from RefSeq and is a predicted model, not a curated record.
AUGAAAUUAAAAAACAGUAUUUUUCCGGUUUCUGGGUUUGGUUUGGAAUUUUUUAUCCCCUUCUUUGUCAAUUCAGCUUCAGGAAUAGAUUGAAGAAACCAUGGCAAAUCAGCGGGAUUACAUCAGCAGACCUAUUUGCAAUGGAAUUUCUGUUCCUGAAAAUAAAAUCAAUGCCUUAGUGGCUGAAGGUCAUGGGCAACAAAUUCUGAAAGUACUACAAAAGUUCAGAGAACAAAAUAUAUUUUUUGACUUUAAAAUCCUUGUGAAAGAUGAAAUAAUUCCUUGUCAUCGUUGUGUACUGGCAGCAUGCAGUGAUUUUUUCAGAGCCAUGUUUGAAGUUAAUAUGAAAGAACGAGAUGAUGGCAAUGUUACUAUUAGUAAUCUAUCACCCAAGGCAGUGAAAGCUUUUCUUGAUUAUGCUUACACAGGAAAAACAGAGAUAACAAACGAUAAUGUGGAAAUGCUCUUCCAACUGUCGUCAUUUCUUCAAGUUUCACUCCUUUCCAAAGCUUGCAGUGACUUUCUAAUAAAAAGUAUUGAUCUUGUGAAUUGCUUACAGUUGCUUUCUCUGUCAGAAAGUUACGGUUCUGUGCGGUUAUUUGAUCAUGCACUAGAUUUUGUACAGCACCACUUUUCCUUGCUGCUAAGAUCAAGUGAUUUUUUGGAGAUGAAUUUUGAGAUAUUACAAAAAUGUCUCGAGGCUGACGAAUUAAAUGUCCCUGAGGAAGAAUCAGUGUUGAAAGCUGUCCUUCAGUGGACCAAACAUAACUUAGAAACACGACAGAAAUAUCUGCCUAAUUUGAUUAAAAAAGUGAGACUACACCAGUUACCUGAAAAGACUUUGCAGGACUUUCUACAGUCUGAAGAACACUUACUUAAGAGUGCUAAUUGCUCAGUAAUAAUCAAUGAUGCAGUUAAAAGUGUGCAAAACUUUAGUGGACUGUUUCCAGAUGCACGUCCUUCAACAACAGAAAAAUAUAUAUUUGUUCAUAAAACUGAUGAAGAUGGAGAAAACAGACAUACAUUCUGCUACAACAUCAAAACAGAUAAAUGGAGAGAACUACCACAUACGCACAUGAUUGAUCUUCCAGGGUCAAGUUUAUCUAGCUAUGGAGAAAAAAUAUUUAUAACUGGAGGAUGCAAAGGGAAUUGCUAUAGGACGGUCAGGCUUCAUAUUGCUGAACCAUUUCAUGAUGCCACUGACCAAACCUGGUGCUACUGUCCUGUUAGCAAUGAAUUCUCCAUAGUGUCAGCUAUGAAAAAGCCAAGGACAAUGCACACAUCUGUUGUAACCUUAAAUCAGCUUUUUGUAAUAGGUGGAAAGACCAAAGGAGCUCAAGAAACCCGAAGUCUUUUGGAUGUAGAAUCCUAUAAUCCUCUUUCCAAAGACUGGAAAUCGGUAAGCCAAUUACCAAGGGGCAUCUACUAUCCAGAAGCAAGUGCGUGUCAGAAUAUAAUUUACGUCCUUGGCUCAGAAGUAGAGAUUACUGAUGCCUUUAAUCCAUCUCUUGACUGUUUCUUUAAGUAUAAUGCUAUGACUGAUCAGUGGUCUGAGCUUGUAGCAGAAUUUGGGCAAUUUUUCCAUGCAACUCUAAUCAAAGCUGUUCCAGUGAACUGUACAUUGUACAUAUGUGAUCUCUCCACCUACAAGGUCUAUAGUUUUUGCCCGGAAACCUGUGUUUGGAAAGGGGAAGGAUCUUUUGAAUGUGCUGGCUUUAAUGCAGGGGCAGUUGGGACAGAAGACAAAAUUUAUAUCUUAGGUGGUGAUUAUGCUCCAGAAGAAAUCACAGAUGAAGUUCAAGUCUACCAUAGCAGUAGGUCUGAGUGGGAAGAAGUUUCACCAAUGCCAAGAGCCUUAACUGAGUUUUACUGUCAGGUCAUUCAGUUUAAUAAAUAUAGGGACCCCUGGUCAUCUGUACUGACAAUUUGCUCUGGAGAAUUUUGAAACUCCUUAAUGAAAAGAAUAAGUAAAUGCACAAGUUUUAGAACAGAUUUUUAGGUAUUAAUUUACAGAUGGAAAAAUAUGAACUGUUUUGUUUAAAGGUUCAGUUUAAAUUGUAUGCUAUAGAAUUGCUUUUGCUAAAGUCCAUUAAGUUGUCAUUCAUGCUAGUCAUUACAUAAAAACUGUUGCUUAAUUUUAUAUGUAAGUCCUCUGUAAUUAUCUGAAUAAUUUGCAAAAUGAUACUAC